UUUGACUGACAUUUUAAUUUUUAGUGGACACUGGACGCUGAAUUCUGAAAAUCGUAGCUGAAAAUGGAAUUGAAUCGUGAAAAAUACAGCAAGAGAAAAUAAUUUAUAUACCUACUUUAAAACUAACUUUUAUUUGCAUUUAAUGUUAAUUGAUUAACUUACUUAGGGACUAAAACGUUUAAACGUGUGAAAAUGGAAGCUGGUCUCGGAGUACACUAUGGUCAUCGCUUUCAACUCAUUUAUUUUUAUAUCAUUAGUUUACUUACGUUUUAACAUUAAUUAUAAAUAGUCACUAUUCAUUGUAUUCAGAUAGGUUUAAUUAUUUUUUGGCUAGGUUUUUGUAAGUUAGUCAUCAUGAGUAUUCAAGUUUGUAGGGACACAACAGACGCUGUGGCCUUGUAUUUGCCGCAACGUUUGUAUUUAAAGCCUUAUGCGAAAAUAAACAUUUCUAUCCAGCUUCCCCCCCACAAGGUACACGGAAAGUCCAUUUCCAAUUGGGAACUAAUGGAAAAAUUACGAAAAAUGAUCCAACCUGAUGGAUUCUCUAUGUUAAAAGUGUCUAAACAUAGUUCUGAAGUGAUACGGUUCGAUGCCGAGUUAGAAAAUCGUCCAAAGUUAGAGAGAGUGUUAUCACGAUUGGAGGAUAGGAUAAUACAGUUGAACGACUACCCCGAUCCACUGAAAGUGCGUGUUUGUGAAGCGAAAUCGGAUUUCCCAAGUCGACAUGCGUGGGACUCAUUCUUUCGUGACGCAAGCGAUAUGGACGAAAUGAAACCAGGCGAGAGACCGGACACAAUACACAUAGCUAACCUUCCAAUUCCCUGGUUUGUCCAUGAACGCGAUAGGGACGAAGAUGCAGUGCCAUCUGAAAGUUUGUUCAAAAAGAUCUUCGAAAAGUAUGGAGCGAUACGGCAAGUUGAUAUUCCUAUAGCAGAUCCAUACAGAAUGCAGAUGAAAGAGGCUAUGAGAGGCAUUUCUACACCAGUGCAAGAUAGUGCAUUGUUUUUCGAAGCCUACAUCCAAUUUAGUGAAUAUGUAGGCUUUGUGAGGUGCAUGGAUGCUUUACGAGGCAAAAAGAUUGUGCGCAAGAAUAAUGAGCUGGCUGAAUGGUGCAGCAUUCAAGUAGACUUUGAUAAAACAAAGCAUAUGACUGACGCAGCUGUGAAGAGACGCUCCAUAGUGAGGGAACGCUUGGCCGCAAGGCAGAGAGCUAAGGAUGAGGAAGAGAGGCAAGAAAAAGAAAGGAAAGCCAAACAAGAGGCUAAAGAAAGAACUAAGGAAAGAGUUUCACGUAUAAUCUUUCAUUAUUUAAGACAAAAGAUUGAGCAAAAGGAGCGAGACAAACUGGAGAAAAUGCGGGAGAGAGAAGAGAGAAGGAAAAAGAAGCAGUUGGCGAAACUUAUGGAGAGAAAAGAUGUGGAUGUUAAUAAGAAAGUUUCAGAAGAGCAGAAGAAGUUGCUCAAAAUACAGAAGAAAUUGCAAGCAAUCAGAUUGAUUGAAGAACUGUUUCAGAGGAUUGAGCUACGUCCAGAGCUGCAACGUAACGGUCGCUCGCACGCCGGCGAGCGGGCGGCUAGAGCCCGGCUCGUGGAUAAGAUGCGACGGGCACAUGAGAGGAUGAUGGACGAACAGAGGGAACAACUGCGGCAUGCUUUUGAUGGUCGUAUAAUAAUACGGUCUGCGCUAGAAACAAAGAAACCGAGAAGGAAUUCAAUCAGCUCAAUAUCAUCUGAUGAUUUGGACGAGAAAAGGGUAAAGACUGAGAAAUUGUCCACGCCAGAGCGAGAGAGCGAAUAUAAGAAUGCAGUUUCAGGCAUGUACGCGCCGAACCCGUACAGCUACGGGUACCCGUUCGCGUGCCCGCCCGCCUACCCCUUCCCACAAAGUUCCAUGUACUACCCCCCGAUGCGCGGCGGGUACUACGGGUGCGAGGGGUACACGCGGCGGGGGAGGGGGGGCGGCCGGGGGAGGGGCGGGGCGAGGGGAGGGGGGAGGGGGAGGGGCCUGCCGCACUUCGACGGGCCCACAGCCACGCAGCAGUACUACCAGUACUUUAAGAAACUGAACGACGCAGAAAAUCGCAACGAGCAUGACGACCGUGGCCGUUCACGGUCACGCUCGCGGUCACGGUCACGGUCACGUCGCCGAUCGUACUCACGGUCAAGGUCACGGUCACGCCGGCGAUCAUAUUCAAGAUCACGCUCACGUAGUCGACGCUCGAGGAGUCGUAGUCGACGGUCGCGGAGUCGAAGAUCUAGGUCCCAUCGCAGUCGCACACCAUCCAGAUCGAGACGCUCUAGGUCCCAUUCGAAGCGGAGGUCCAAAACCAAAACUAAGUCAAAGUCCAAACAUAGGACUCCCUCCCCGAAACGGGUUAAGGGGAAAAGUGGGGAGAGAACACUAGUUUCCCCCGAAAAGAGAUCUAGGAGAUCGAAAAGCUGGUCCAUGCCUAAAGAAGGAGAACCUAGGAGAUCCUGGUAGAAGAUAAGAGACUUAGGACAUCCUGGUAGAUAAGAGAAGAGAAUAUUUAGAUAUAAAAACGUUGUGAAAUAAAUAUUUUAUAAUUCGU
This is a messenger RNA of Colias croceus (clouded yellow), 2569 nucleotides long. It is a transcript of the gene Xe7, whose product is annotated as A-kinase anchor protein 17A. The record is from RefSeq and is a predicted model, not a curated record. NCBI's taxonomy places the organism in Eukaryota, Metazoa, Arthropoda, Insecta, Lepidoptera, Pieridae. The transcript is spliced from 8 exons. Bases 355 to 2481 code for a protein of 708 amino acids.